This is a messenger RNA of Cylicocyclus nassatus, 1755 nucleotides long. The record is from the annotation of a GenBank genome assembly. Lineage: Eukaryota; Metazoa; Nematoda; Chromadorea; Rhabditida; Strongylidae.
GGGGGCUAAGAGGACGCAGAGAUGUAAGCGAGGGGAGGUUGUAAUAUGUGCCGAUGCGUGCCCACACGCCUGCCCUGCCGCAACGCCAACGGGCUCGGCCUGCUCUUUUUAUUCCUUAUAUAUCGAUCCAUCGACUUUGAUCUUCGACGUCUGAAUGCGGGUAAUCUGGUUGCUUGUUGUCACAUUUUUCUUCUGUCAAACAUGGGUUGAUGCACGAAAGAAGAACCAGAAUGUGAAGGUUACGGUAGCAGAUGAUAUUCCGUUACCGAAGAAAGCCGCAUCAGCUAAAUCGGCGCCAGGUCAAAAGAAAAGUGGCAAGGCAGUAGAAGAACCGCAGCAUGAGGACGAUAAUUCUAUCGAUGAUGUUGAUGAGGACAAAAUUGAUGAGAUAUUGCGAGAUGCCACUAAAAAUCUCGUUAUCUUUUUCUAUGAUGGCCGAGCUCAAUGUCCGUCUUGUGGAGAGGCGUUGUCCGAGGUGGAAGAAAUCGACGACGACAUUGAAGCCACUGGUUAUGUCCAGGUUGUGAAGACAGACGACCGCUCAGUCGCAAGAGAUCUUGGAAUCGUCACCUUCCCGUCGCUCGUCUAUUAUCGGAGAAAAAAUCCAAUUUUGUAUGAUGGUGAAUUCAAGGACUCGGAGGAAGUAUUACGAUGGUUACGAUCGCACGAAGAAGUUGUCACUUGGGAUCUAACCGAUGACAACUUUGAGUCUCGAACUGAUUCGCAUUCACCAGAUGAGGGUACUCUCGACUGGUUUGUCAUGUUUUAUGAUGCUGACGAGAGCGCAUGCAACUCCUUCAUUCCAUUAUGGGAAACAGUUGCACACAAAUUACGCGGGCUGGUUCAUGUGGGAAAAGUUGAGACUUCUGUCAACGAUGACGUCACUGACCGUUUCCAUAUUGACGAGAACGACUGUCCAACAUUUUUACUAUUCCAUCGUGGAAAAAUGUAUCGAUACAAGGAGUCGGCGAAAGAUGUAAGAUCUUUGACGAAUUUUGCACUAUUCAAGUUCAAGGAACAACGAGGAAUGAGAGUCCCUGAACCACCUACGGCAAUCGAACAUUUGUACGAAUUUACAAAAGAAAAGAUCAUUGAUAUCAUGGAGGACAAUCAGAUGCUGUCUGUGAUUGGUGUUGGCGGUUUGAUUCUCAUCGUUGCGGUUACUCUUAUCGUCAAGGCAUAUAGGAUCAAGCAGGAGGACAAGGCCAAGUCAGCUUAGGCGCCAGAUCAAGAUAUUCUACAUCUGCUCAAUUCAUCUUGUGUAGGCUCAUAAAUUGAACAGAAAGUGCCAUUGUUCUUAAUCCAUUUCUAGUUUUUCCCAUAUCAACUCCAUCACACUUUGAGCUCCGUUCCUUGCUCUACUGUUCCGAACAAGUUCUUCUAUUUCAGUUUUCCAAGGGCUUUCACUGAUUAGCCUUUGUUCCCAGCUGUGACUUUUGCUUGCAAUAGCUCUUUAUGUGUGCGUUGUACCUCUCGACACCUAUAGACAGUUCGAGACUGUUGUUCUGAAUCGACAGCGGUCGCUAGGAAACCAAGCUUUUACAUGCCCCCAAUGCUUUUCGAUUUUGACCGAAUCGCACCUCUACUUAUGCUUCAAUGAAGAUCACUUUGUCAGCCUGACGUAGUGGUCUCCACUGUGCCUAGUCCAACGUGUCUUGUUUAUUUGUCUUCUCGUUUUUAUUCAGAGUUUACGUUGUACCUUUUGUGCAUUUAUCAGGUUAAUUUCUCUUUUCUUCAAUGAAUUAUUCUCAUAGC